AAAAGUGUUCCACCAGCCUGUAGCAGCUUGUAUUUUCUCACCAGCACAGAGCUCAUACUAAAUCAUCUGAGGCCUUGAAUCAAACUAUCAAACAAAAACACUUGUUGUUUUUCCCAUUCGUUCAUCCAGCUGAAGUUUGGAGACUAUAUAAGACAGGCCAACUCUACCACUGUACCUUGGUGAAGACGUGUAACUCGACAAUGAGGGUUGUUCUUGGUUUGCUGUUGUUGCUGCUGGGUCUGUGUGGAUCAGGGACUCAGGGGGAGGAGAGAGGCCUUGGCGAGCUCAAGUCCAGGAUUGACCAGCUGGAGAGAGAAGAUGCAGUCCAAGCCACAGAACUGAGAUCUUUGGAAACUAGACUGACUGCCACCGAGAGCAAAACAAGUGACCUAGAAAAAGAGAAUGCAGACUUGCAGACCAGACUGAGCAGCACUGAGUCCAGGAUUGACCAGCUGGAGAGAGAAAAUGCAGUCCAAGCCACAGAACUGAGAUCUUUGGAAACUAGACUGACUGCCACCGAGAGCAAAACAAGUGACCUAGAAAAAAAGAAUGCAGACUUGCAGACCAGACUGAGCAGCACUGAGACUGAACUUCUCGUUAGCAAGUCAAGAAUUGAACAGCUGGAGAGAGAAAAUGCGGAGAAACCAAAGGUGGCCUUUUACACAGCUCUGACUGAUACAGGAUAUGUUGGACCACACAACACAGACACCACACUGAAAUACAGCAAGGUCUUCACCAACAUUGGCAAUGCUUACAAUCCAGCUACAGGUUUCUUCACAGCACCAGUCAAAGGGGUCUACUAUCUCCAGUUCACUGUGUGUGGUAAUCACACAGGUCUUAUGGGUGUAUUUGUGUUCAAGAACAACCAGAAGAUCAUGUUUAAUGUGGAGUGGAAGGAAGAUAAACUUUAUAAGUAUUUCACUAAGUCGGUUGUCUUGGAGCUGAUAGCAGGAGAUACAAUUCACCUGGUUCUCCCAUCAACCUAUUCUGUCUAUGACGAUGUAGAUAACCACAGCACCUUCAGUGGCUCCCUUCUCUUCCCACUGUGAGGAUGUUGUGAGGAUGUUGUUUAGGCUGCUGUGUGAUUGAUUUGUUACAAACACUGUUGUUAUUGGCUACACUUUACUGCAUCAACAAAUGUGAAUCUGACUUCCCUCUUGUGUCAUCCAAUGAAAACAACAUUCAAAUAAAUCAAAGACUCAUUGAA
This is a messenger RNA of Sander lucioperca (pikeperch), 1207 nucleotides long. RefSeq names its product complement C1q-like protein 2. The transcript has 9 exons. NCBI's taxonomy places the organism in Eukaryota, Metazoa, Chordata, Actinopteri, Perciformes, Percidae. The coding region runs from base 201 to 1049 and encodes 282 amino acids. Gene Ontology annotation, molecular function: protein binding. The record is from RefSeq and is a predicted model, not a curated record.